This is a messenger RNA of Drosophila willistoni, 866 nucleotides long. RefSeq lists its product as uncharacterized. Lineage: Eukaryota; Metazoa; Arthropoda; Insecta; Diptera; Drosophilidae. Bases 82 to 747 code for a protein of 221 amino acids. The transcript has a single exon. The record is from RefSeq and is a predicted model, not a curated record.
GUGUAAAUUGGCACUUCAAAUUCAAACUAAAAACUGAAAAUUUCUUUUAAGGAGUGCAUAGAUUUUUAAGAUUUUGCUGCAAUGGGUGCUAGCAACAGCAAGCCGCAUACUGUGGAAAUGGAGAAUACAAUGCCAUUUCAAAUUAGUCAAGAUGUUGCUGCCCGCAUUAAUAAAGCAACCAAAAUGAAUGAAGCAGAGAACUCGGCAACAACUGCAGCACCCAUCAAAUCAACGGUAACUCAUAGCCUGGGAUCUGGUCAACAUUACUGUGAGAAUUGCAGCCGCACUACCACAAAUAUUUCGGCAUCCAUGGGAACUGGAAUAGAGGCAUGCGUUGCCGGCCCUUAUUCUAGGUCCAGUGCAGAUGCAGCUGUAGAUCCUUCUGCAUGUGCAUCGAAACCCAAUCAAACAGUUGCUCCAGUCGCUCUGGUUGCCUGGCAGAAGCAAUCAAUUGAAAUCGAAGAAUCACAAUUUGACCAGACUCUGGAUCGUAUUAACAAGCUCUUCGGGGAGCCAGUCAAGUGGGCCCAAGAAUGCAGCGGUGACAUAUCGGAUAUGGAGAAGCGUUUGGCCGUAUGUUAUCGUGACUAUCCACAUGAGCCACUCCAAUGUGCGAAAUUGGCCGAACAAUAUCAUAGCUUCGUUUUCAACAAGCAACUUGACGUAAUGACCAAAUCUGGAACUGUAGACAAAGAUGCCAAGUCCAAGGAAUCAACUUCGGCAGGUGAACCUGGACCUAGAGGAUAAUAUAAUAUAUAAAUUACCCUAUUGCCCCAUAUAUUUAUUUUUUUAUAUAAAUAUAACUACCGAAAGAAAGCAUCAAGAAACCGUUAAAUUAAAAUUCACUCUGCUGUUUUCAAUUUAAA